GGUUAUUCCUCGUUCAUAUCUGUUUCUCAUCUCCUAUUUAGGUUUCGUCUCUGAAAGGUUACGAAGAUUUUGGUACUUUUCUUCGGUUGCUGAGAGAGAGAAGCUCUGGAUUCGACCUUUGCCCUUACGAGGCGAGGGAGAGGGUAUGCCGUUAGGCGUGGAGGUUUUUUCUGAGUGUGAUCCGAAGCCCUUAACGUUCUCUCUUGAGGUAUGGAGCAAGUGCGCAUCUGGUCGAACUGCUUCCAGUAUUGCUUUUUGUCAAUACAAACGGUUCUCAAUUGGCGGUUCUGUGUCCUUGGAGAAUUCCUUCUUGUUUCCUUUGUCAACUCCACUUAGUUGCUGGCUGAAAUUAAAUGAUCACUAUAGGAGGCCUGAUGCAAAUUUUUUCUGAAAUUUGUGUUGGACCUGUGUUGCUGUUAUACAAUGCAUUACCAACACAGCUUUGGCGUGAAAUCUUUUUGGAAACAUCUUGUGGGGGCUGAAGUCUUCAAGUAAAUGAAUGGAAGUUUCAUAGAUAGUUACUAGUAGAUAUUUCUAUUCCUUCCAAUCCAUGCAGGCUUUUCAGUUUUAGUUAUAUGUUAUUCCUGGUUUAUGCUGGACUCGUGUGGUGAGCUAUCUGGUAAUUGAGAAUCCUGGUUGCUAGUUCUAUAGAAUAAAGGAGAAUUUGAAGUUCUCAUACACUUGUCAAAUGAGUGGAUGAUAUUGGAGUCAGAAGCAAGAUGCUUUGCAGUAUGCGAUUUUCCUUGCCAUCCAUCUCCACUUACAGAUAUGAAGCCAUGAAUUUGGAGUUCUUUAUGAAUAAGGCUUGGAAGACCGUCCAUCAGAAGGAUAUUGGCCUUGUAUUCAUGCAUGUUGGAAGUCAAUGUUGAUGGUGGAUUUGCCGAAGAGCUUGUCUAUAUUCAAUUGCAUACGCUGAGAUCUCUCUUUGGUAUCAUACUCCUUCAAGUGGAAUGACACAUUUUUCAUUGAUAGAUCCUACAUUAUUUUAUUGAAUAAGAAGAGGCGGCAAAAGCUUUUGGAACCUUUCUUUAUUGUUCACCAACAAAAAUGGACCGUUACAAGAUAAUUAAAGAAGUUGGUGAUGGAACAUUUGGGAGUGUCUGGCGGGCUAUAAAUAAGCAGUCUGGUGAAGUUGUUGCUAUAAAAAAGAUGAAGAGAAAAUACUAUUCUUGGGAGGAGUGCAUAAAUCUUAGGGAAGUAAAGUCAUUGCGAAAGAUGAACCAUCCCAAUAUUGUGAAGCUCAAGGAAGUCAUUAGAGAAAAUGACAUCUUGUACUUUGUGUUUGAAUACAUGGAAUGCAACCUAUACCAACUAAUGAAAGAUAGGGGAAAGCUCUUCUCAGAAACUGAAGUCCGUAACUGGUGUUUUCAAGUGUUUCAAGCUCUUGCUUAUAUGCACCAGCGUGGAUAUUUUCAUCGUGACCUGAAGCCUGAGAACUUGCUGGUUACAAAAGACAUGAUCAAAGUUGCCGAUUUUGGUCUUGCUCGAGAAAUCUGUUCUCAGCCACCAUAUACGGAAUAUGUCUCUACUCGUUGGUACCGAGCCCCUGAAGUUCUGUUGCAGUCAUCGAUUUAUGAUUCUGCAGUUGAUAUGUGGGCAAUGGGUGCUAUUAUGGCUGAAUUAUUUACUCUCCGUCCUCUUUUUCCUGGCUCAAGUGAAGCAGACGAGAUAUACAAAAUAUGUGGUGUGAUUGGCAGCCCUGAUCAGAAUUCAUGGGCACAGGGACUUCAACUUGCAAAUGCUAUCAAAUAUCAAUUUCCCCAGUUUGCUAGUGUUCAUCUCUCUGUUCUCAUACCAUCGGCAAGUGAGGAUGCAAUCGACCUCAUAACAUCACUUUGUUCAUGGGAUCCCAGGAAGAGACCGACAGCAGCAGAGGCCCUUCAACAUCCUUUUUUUCAGAGUUGCUUUUAUGUUCCUCCAUCCCUUCGCACAAGAGCUGCAGCCUCUAGGAUGUCACCAUCUGGAAUAAGGGGUGCUGUAGAGCAAAAGAGCACCAAGAGAUAUUCAGGAACUUUAUCUGGUACCAAGUCUGCAAGCAAUUUCUCGUUUGCUAAAGUUUAUCCUUCUUUAGCAACAGCAGGUGCUCAAAGGAAGCUGGAAAUGGAUAACCUGGAAGCCAAUAAGACCAACAAAUCUAUCAAGAGCUGUGCUAAACAACCAAGAUAUCGGCCACCAGUUAGGAACAGCCCAU
Molecule: messenger RNA, 2191 nt
Organism: Macadamia integrifolia
Lineage: Eukaryota; Viridiplantae; Streptophyta; Magnoliopsida; Proteales; Proteaceae
Product: cyclin-dependent kinase F-4
Biological process (GO): protein phosphorylation; intracellular signal transduction
Cellular component (GO): nucleus; cytoplasm
Molecular function (GO): ATP binding; protein serine/threonine kinase activity
Source: RefSeq, a predicted model, not a curated record